AUGACCAUGGUCGAGACGAGCCCCGCACCCACCGUCACAGCUCCACCCGGCUCUGGCGGUCGUCUCUCCACCGACACUGCCCACUCUCAUCGACGUCAUCGCCGAUUCUCCCUUGGAUUCCACCACAAACACCACGACGCGUUUGGAAACCCUCUGCCACGCAGGCGUCACCACUUUGGCAAGCCCAAAAUGUCGGGAUUCAAAGAGCACUUCAUGGCGGGUCUUGGAGAAUUCAUCGGCACUACCAUGUUCCUUUUCCUCGCUGAAGGAGGCGCCAAGACAGCCCAACUCUCGACCUCGGCUGCUCAGAGUCAGACGGCUACACCGCUCAGCAACGAGACGAUCAUGUUCAUCGCUCUGUCGUUCGGAAUGUCGCUGCUGGUGACGGCGUGGAUGUUCUACCGCGUCACGGGUGGACUGUUCAACCCUGCCAUCACGGUUGCGCUGUGGUGGGUGGGUGUGUUGACUUCGCGUCGUGCUGUGGUGCUGUUCUUGUCGCAGAUCUUGGGUGGUAUCGCCGGUGCCGCGCUUGUGCUGGGUCUGACGCCUACUAACAGCGUCAACCAGGUGACGACGACUUUGCAGCCAGGGAUCAACAUCACACAAGGGUUCUUGAUCGAGAUGCUCCUCACAUCGAUUCUCGUCUUUUCGGUUCUGAUGCUUGCUGUCGAGAAGCACCGUGCUACCUACUUGGCACCGGUUGGCAUCGGGCUGACUUUGCUGGCAGCCCAUCUCUUUGGUGCCGUAUGGACUGGCUGUGGUAUGAAUCCUGCUCGAUCGUUCGGUCCUGCCGUGGUAGCUGGCCAGUUCAACUCUGACCACUGGAUCUACUGGAUCGCACCCCUUGUCGGAGGAUUCCUCGCUGUAGCCUACUUCUCCUUCCUCAAGCUGCUCAAGUACAACUCUGUCGUCAUGGACCAAGACUCGGACAAGGAGAUCACCGGUCUCAAGCCUAUGCACACUCGUCUCUGGAACCUGGUGCGACACGGCCAGAACCCGAGCGCACUCAACCCCGAGAGUUCGACCCACUACGACACGAAGGCCAGGGAGACCUUUGACAAGGAAGAGAAGGCAGCUUUCGAGGAGAGGGAGCAGAUGCGAAAAGGCAUGAUGGACCGACCCGUCUUCGAAGGUCACGCCAACGAUGCACUAACGGGCAAGCUGGGUACCAGCAACAACACAGAGGUGCUGUCCACUGGUUCUGGAAGCACUGCCAUGCACUCCAACGGCGGUGCUCAUGGUCCUAUCCUGCCCAAGUGA
Molecule: messenger RNA, 1260 nt
Organism: Pseudozyma hubeiensis SY62
Lineage: Eukaryota; Fungi; Basidiomycota; Ustilaginomycetes; Ustilaginales; Ustilaginaceae
Product: aquaporin
Exons: 2
Coding region: 1-1260 (419 amino acids)
Biological process (GO): transmembrane transport
Cellular component (GO): plasma membrane
Molecular function (GO): water channel activity
Source: RefSeq, a predicted model, not a curated record